This is a messenger RNA of Emiliania huxleyi CCMP1516, 882 nucleotides long. RefSeq lists its product as hypothetical. The record is from RefSeq and is a predicted model, not a curated record. NCBI's taxonomy places the organism in Eukaryota, Haptophyta, Isochrysidales, Noelaerhabdaceae. The coding region runs from base 1 to 882 and encodes 293 amino acids. The transcript is spliced from 2 exons.
AUGCUCACAGUUUUCCUCCUCGGACCUGCUGGAACAAACCGAGCGGAGCUUCUCGAACGCCUCAGUAGUGUCAACCUGAGCAAAUCGCAGCGUGUCCCGACGCUGCAGCGGCUGCAUGGAUUCCGUUCGCGUGAGAGCGACAAUGACCCGGUCCCUCUCAUCGUGCAGGUCGGAGCCAACGACCACUCCAAGAGUUCAUCGCACGACCCAGCAAGGGCCGCCAUCGAGCUGGGAUGGCGGGCAUUGCUGUUCGAGCCGCUGCCGUCCGCGUUUGCCGCGCUGCAACAAAAGUACGCCUCAAACCCGCGUGUCGACCUGCAGCAGCUCGCCGUAUGCAAAGCGAGUAGGAUACGAUUGAAUCUGACCAUUAACUGCGAGCCUAGCACCGUCGACUUCUGGCACGUGGACGUGACCAACGCCACCGGAAAUUGGGGCAGUGCCGACGCUGACGCGCGCUGCGCAGAGGGCAUGUUUGGCACAUGCAGGACGUGCAACUGGCUCACAGAGGUCUCGGGCCUGUACCGGGCCCACAUCAUGACAAAAGUGUUCGUGCAGCGCCCUGGCCAAGCCCAAGCGGAGCAGUGCGAGCGAUGCACCAAAAUGCACGGUGGCACAGCGGCGGCGCCAGAGGCGCCGCGACCGACUGACUGCAUGCGCAACGUCCUUACGAGAAACCUCCGCCGCAUCAAGGCGAGCGGGGCGGUGAAGUUGCUCGUCGUCGACUCCGAGAAGCUCGACGCCGAUGUGCUCACGCAGUUUCCAUUUGAAGACGCAGUGUGGCCGGCGCGAGUGAUCUUCGAAGGGACCCAUCUGCAGCAGAAGAGCUACGAUCUGGUUUGGGAGCGCCUCCACAGGUUUGGCUAUCGGUGCAUCGACGAGUAG